Messenger RNA from Geodia barretti, 699 nucleotides. The record is from the annotation of a GenBank genome assembly. NCBI's taxonomy places the organism in Eukaryota, Metazoa, Porifera, Demospongiae, Tetractinellida, Geodiidae.
AUGGUGACGCCACAGACACCGCGUGUGACCCGGCACUUCGAGGAAGAGCUGGAGCACCUGAAACGGCGCCUGCUGGUGAUGGCCGGCGCCGUCGAGGAACAGGUCCGCCGUGUGGUGCAGUCGCUGGUCGACCGUGACCACGAUCUGGCGCAGCAGGUGCUGAACGGAGACGACCCGAUCAACCGGCUGCAAAUCGAGAUCGACGAGCGCUGCUUUCGGUUGCUGGCGUUGUACCAGCCGGUGGCCACCGACCUGCGCAUGGUCGUCUCGAGUGUGAAGAUCAACAGCGAACUCGAACGGGUCGGCGACUUCGCCGUCAAUAUCGCCGAGGCGACGCUGCGCUACCUGGAUCAGCCAGCGGUCAAGCCGCUCAUCGACAUUCCCCGCAUGGGCGACAUCGCGCAGAAGAUGUUGCGAGACUCGUUGAACGCGUUCGUGACGCAGGACGUCGCGCUGGCGCAAGAGGUACUCGAGCGCGACGAUGCGCUCGACCGCCUGAAGGACCAGGUGUUUCGAGAGUUGCUCAGCUUCAUGCUGGCGAAUUCCCGCCUCACCGAGUCGGCGCUCGAUCUGAUUCUGACGUCCCGUCAUCUCGAACGGGUCGGCGACCACGCCACCAACAUUGCCGAGGAAGCCAUCUUCAUCGUGUCGGGCCGCGACGUGCGGCAUCACGGCCUCGAUGGCGGUGCCACGGAGUGA